ACAAAACUAGAGAGAUCUGCGAAUUGAAUUAUCAAUGGCGGCGGCCCUUCAAUUUGCUGCGAGAAAGUUAUGCGGCUGUGCCCUUCAGCGGCCACCGCAGCCGUAUCUUACGGCGGUCGCCGAAGCUACGAUCAAGGAGGAACGGCGCCAUGGGGGGAGCACUCUUCGCAGGUUCUCCACCGAAUCUCAAAAUGUUGUGAAGAAUAACAAGCUUGGUGCCAUGUCCGAGGCAAAUCCUGCGGCGGCUUCUCCACCAAUCAAUAAUGCACAAGCCACAUCUCCUCCACCAAUAUGGUCUCCUAGGAACAAAAUGUUCUUACCCCUUGCUGCUGGGUACAUAACGGCCUUAUGUGCAGGAAUCUCUAGAAUACUUUACUAUUGUACCCAUGAAGAGCGGGGCCCUUUUUUCGAAACCCCAAAGAAGCAGAGUCAUUAACAUUCAGAUUUGUCCUAUGCUUCGGAGAAAGCAGAAUAAUUGGACUUGUGGAUGUAUAUGAUUUAGUUGUACUUAGCUUCAUUGCCUGUUUUUUGUUAGUACUCUGACUGUGUUGAACAAUGGUCAUGGUACUUGAGCUUCUUCUGUCUGUUUUUUUUCUUAU
This is a messenger RNA of Triticum aestivum (bread wheat), 599 nucleotides long. RefSeq lists its product as uncharacterized. The coding region runs from base 35 to 436 and encodes 133 amino acids. The transcript is spliced from 3 exons. The record is from RefSeq and is a predicted model, not a curated record. NCBI's taxonomy places the organism in Eukaryota, Viridiplantae, Streptophyta, Magnoliopsida, Poales, Poaceae.